Penicillium salamii is the source of this 1428-nucleotide messenger RNA. NCBI's taxonomy places the organism in Eukaryota, Fungi, Ascomycota, Eurotiomycetes, Eurotiales, Aspergillaceae. The record is from the annotation of a GenBank genome assembly.
AUGAAAUGCGAUGAAGUUAAGCCGAUCUGCGGUCCUUGUGCCAAGAAGGAACGAAUAUGUGACUAUGCGACCUCAGAGACGCAUCGCGUCGAUCUUGCGGCUUCGGAUAGGCCUGUUACUAGGACCCGUCCUGACCUGUCAGCCACGCAGCAAAUACCGAAUUCGGAGCAGAUCAAUGACCCCAACCAAAAUAGUCCCAAUACAGAUCCGGUGCAUCACGAGCCGCAGCUAAACCCCGGUUAUACUUGGGCAGCCUCAGAAGGAGAGACCGAUCCUCCAGCACCUCUAUUGGAAUACCGAUCAGAGGAUGAACUAACUCCAGGUCAGACCUCGGAAACCUUACAUGGGGACUACUUGUCACCGUCCACCGCAUCUCUUGCGGCUGUGCGAUGGCUUGGGCUGCUGGCUGGUGGUUUCCCUGGUGAUAACCUACAGCAGUCGACCGUUUCUAAUAUCUGGGAGAGCCACAGUCUGGCCCUCGGCCACUCUGAAAACGAUGACCCGCCUCAGGUUAGCUCACUACAGCGAGCAACUCAGGUGUUGGAUAGUCCUUGCGGCGGUGCUGCGAGUCUGGACGUGACCAAUGGCCACGCCACCGAAGGCAGUGCGCUGACGGAGAUGCAAAUAUGGCAGUCACGCGAACCAAUAGAGCUCUCGCCGGACGAGCAGGCCUUAUUUGAGCACUUCGUACACCAUGUUAGUGCCUGGAUCGAUCUUUUUGACCCGACAAACAAGUUCUCUACAUUAGUUGCUCAUCUUGCGUUGCGUAAUGCUGGUCUUCUAAACGCUAUAUUAGCUCUCGCCUUUCGGCAUCUGGCGGUACAGCCUGGGCAAGACGAUCCAGUCAUCGUGAAUAAGCCGGAGCUGGCUCUCCAAUACUACUACCAAACCCUUCAUUACGUGCGCAGGGCUAUGCUUUAUCCUACUUACAAGACGAGCCUCGAGCUCCUUUCGACUGCUCUGAUUAUUUCUGCGUAUGAAAUGCUGGACAACUCCACGAAUGAUUGGGAGCACCACCUGGAGGGCGUCUUUCUGAUCCAAAGAUCCCAAACAAUCCAUGGAGAGACUGGUGGGCUGCAAUCGGCUGUUUGGUGGGCAUGGCUGUGCCAGGACCUCUGGGCUGCCUUUCGCGAGAAACGCAAGACUCUUACGUUUUGGGUACCACAAAAGCCUCUUUCGGCGUUAUUACCUCAUGAGCUUGCUAAUCGCUCUAUAUAUAAUGCUGCGAAGGUGAUCAGCUUCUGUGCAACUACGACAACAACAGAAAACAUCCAGCGUCAAAUCAACGAAGCAACCACUCUUCGGACUACGCUGGAAGAGUGGAGACGGCAUUUGACCGUUGAGUUCUCUCCCUUGCCGCUUGGGUCACGCGGUGCAUCGUCGUGUUUUCAGCCUGUAUGGAUUCGUCCCCCAGAAUUUGGUAAGUGA